Odocoileus virginianus texanus is the source of this 1807-nucleotide messenger RNA. RefSeq names its product THAP domain containing 7 (gene THAP7). Gene Ontology annotation, cellular component: nucleus. The record is from RefSeq and is a predicted model, not a curated record. Gene Ontology annotation, biological process: regulation of DNA-templated transcription. NCBI's taxonomy places the organism in Eukaryota, Metazoa, Chordata, Mammalia, Artiodactyla, Cervidae.
CUCGCGAGAACUCAGCGGCGCCGCAAUGGCGAGACCAUGCCGCGUCACUGCUCCGCCGCCGGCUGCUGCACACGAGACACGCGCGAGACGCGCAAUCGCGGCAUCUCUUUCCACAGGCUUCCCAAGAAAGACAACCCGAGGCGGGGUUUGUGGCUGGCCAACUGCCAGCGACUGGACCCCAGCGGGCAGGGCCUGUGGGACCCAGCGUCCGAGUACAUCUACUUCUGCUCCAAGCACUUCGAGGAGAACUGCUUUGAAUUGGUGGGAAUAAGUGGGUAUCACAGGCUGAAGGAAGGAGCGGUUCCCACCAUAUUUGAGUCUUUCUCGAAGUUGCGCCGGACCAAGACCAAGGGGCACGGUUACCCGCCCGGCCCCCCAGACGUCAGCCGGCUCCGGCGAUGCAGGAAGCGCUGCCCUGAGGGCCGAGGGCCCACCACUCCCUUUUCCCCGCCUCCACCUGCCGACGUCGUCUGCUUUCCUGUGGAAGAGGCCUCGGCACCUGCUGCUUUGUCUGCCUCCCCAGCCGGGAGGCUGGAGCCUGGCCUCGGCAGCCCUUUCUCCGAUCUUCUGGGGCCCUUGGGCGCCCAGGCAGAUGAAGCAGGCUGCAGUGCCCAGCCCUCCCCAGAGCGCCAGCCAUCCCCCCUGGAGCCGCGGCCCGUCUCGCCCUCUGCCUACAUGCUGCGCCUCCCGCCGCCUGCGGGCGCCUACAUACAGAACGAGCACAGCUACCAAGUGGGCAGCGCCCUGCUCUGGAAGCGGCGGGCCGAGGCCGCCCUCGACGCCCUGGACAAGGCCCAGCGCCAGCUGCAGGCGUGCAAGCGGCGGGAGCAGCGGCUGCGGCUACGGCUGACCAAGCUGCAGCAGGAGCGGGCGCGGGAGAAGCGGGCCCAGGCCGACGCCCGGCAGACCCUGAAGGAGCAUGUGCAGGACUUUGCCUUGCAGCUGAGCAGCAGCAUGGCCUGAGGGAGCCGUCCGGCAGCGCUCGGCUUUGCAGCCGAGCAGCAGCAUGGCCCGAGGGAGCCAUCCGGCAGCGCUCGGCCUGAGAAUCCACCUGAAGAGGGAGCUGCCCUGAGCUGUGUCCGCAACAAUAAAGGGGAUCCCAGAAAGCCCUGCUGUCUGGCUCAGCUGAGGGCUGGGGCCCUGCCCCCUGGGUGCCACAUCCAUCUCCCCCGCCGACUGGUUAUGGCCCCCCAGAGGGCUCGGCCCUGCAGAGGCCGGCCGAGGGCCGCCUCACUCGGGCCAUUGCCGAACUUGCUGUGCCUCCAGGUGAGCACCCCUCUCCUAAGGCCGUCCACCCACGGACCACAUGUGGGGCUCAUCGGUCGGGCCGGAGGAGUGGCAGGCCCUGUGUGUACCCUGGGGACACAACCCAAGGCAGGAAACGUGCUUUAAAGCUCAGAGAGAGAGAGACUGUUUCUCCCUCCGCGUGGCUUCCCAGCAGCCUGGACACAACUGUUCCCGGAAGGGAGGCAGAACGGUCCUUACCCACUGGGAUGGACACAGGACGGAAGAAGGCUUGGCCUGGCCCCACCCAGGCAUGAGCCUCCAGGCAGCCAGCAAGGGGCCAGAAGGGGGAGGCCAGAGGCCAGCCUUCAUUCCUCCCUGCAGGGUGGGUAGCGUCUGGAAUGAACAGAGCACCACAUGAGGCUGGCUUCUUCUGAGCCCUCAGGCCUCCUGGCCUGGCCUCGCCUCAGGAGGACUGGGGCUGGAGCCGCAGUGGGGACUGCGUGGCGAGCUGUGGGUGCAGGUAGCACUGCUGUGGCUUUAAUGGAGGCAAACCUAUUGACAAUAAAUAGUCGGUAACAGG